AUGUUAUUAAAACGAAAUGCUGAUACUGAUCAUUCCACACUUGUAAUGUCUAUGCAAUUUCACGCAAUUGAAUUGAAAAUUCUGAAAGAUUUUGCGCUUGCAACAAUGAGACUUCCGAACCAGAAAGAAGUGGCGGUUGUAGCUGUUCGACAGUUGUUAGCGAAUAUAUUGUACAUAGAAAUUAGGAUUGGCCCGUAUCAUUUGACAGAUCCACCGUACCAGUCAAUUACGAAUUCCAAAUUCAAAAACACCGCGCUGUUGUCAUGCUCCAAGGAUAUCCGUUGUCAGGAUUGCAUCCCUUGCAAAAGCGGAUUCAUUCAGCUCAGUUAUAUCAGUUUGUCCAGUGCCCCACUAGCUGAUUCAGAACAAUCAUAUAUGUCAGCUGCUGUACGAUUCGACAAAACGGAAAAAUGGCCGGAUAAAUUAUUAAGAAAAUUGUCUUUCACAGAAACAAACAUGCAGAAUUUUGAUAGCAUUGCAAAGAUCAAGGAACGCUUAUUACAAAGCGCCAAAAAACAUCAUUUAUCACCUGCUCAGUUCAAUAUUGCUAUUUACAAGGAUGCUCUUGUUAGUGGACACAAUGUUUAUCGUAACAAACAUGGUGUCGGUUUGCUUGAAGCCAACAGUGAACUUGAACGGAUAGCUGAAAUGUGGGCAGAACGUUUAGCUAGCAAAGCGGAUUGCUUGAUACACGACCCAUCAAAAAGGUUUGGAGAAAACUUAUUCUACUACGCGACAAAUUUAUUGCCAGACGAAGAAACAAUGGCACUAAUGACUGUACAGAGCUUCUAUGUUGAAGCACAUGGAUAUAAUUAUAAAACGCAUCAUCACUUGGAUUACCACCGCACUGGACACUUUACUCAACUUGUAUGGAAGUCCACAACACAAGUGGGUGUUGGCGUAGCAAUGCGAAACUUCAGUGGACGCCGUGUUAACAAAUGUCAGCCUGAUUUCCCGUCUACACUCAUUUAUGUUGUUGUUAAGUAUGACCCACCCGGAAAUGUACUUGAUAAGAGAAAUUAUGACGACAAUGUUUUGCCACCCAUAGAGUAA
Messenger RNA from Brugia pahangi, 1053 nucleotides. NCBI's taxonomy places the organism in Eukaryota, Metazoa, Nematoda, Chromadorea, Rhabditida, Onchocercidae. The record is from the annotation of a GenBank genome assembly.